GCGAGGGCGCUACACGCACUGUGCGCAUCGCAUCCCGUUCCGGUGGGCGCACACUCUCCAGAUGGGCGCUUGUUAUGCGCCGUGUCUCGCGCCGCUUUUCAGCAAAUCUGACGCUGUGUCGCCAGAGACAUGGAAGAUUAACGUGCGGGUUCCUUUACCUUCCCACCCAGGCCGGCAGCAAGGCUUUCCGACGACUUCAGCCGUGCACCACUCUAUUUCUGCGGGGAAUCGUUUGCAUUGACACGGAGAGGAGGAAGCUUCUAUACAGAAGCCUCCUAACAGGAUCUGUGGAACAGAGUGCCUGUAACCCAAUUACAGCCCUGUGAUCAGGACAGGAGGAUGAUGUUCCUGUUGCUGUUGGUGGUGACUCCUAUAGAACACUGCCUCUUCGUGAUGGCCGACACCUCUUGUCCGAAAGGUUACUUCCCGUGCGAGACUGGAGGUCAAUGCGUGCGGCAGCGAUUUAUGUGCGACAAACGAAACGACUGUGACGAUGGUUCUGACGAACGAAAUUGUGGAGACGAACAAAUGAAGAAAUUCUUCCACGACUAUUACAAGAAGCGCCCGGACGAAGACCGAGAACAGAACAUUGAGCAAUGUGACUGGGUGCACCGUGGGUGCCGUUGUGACGGAUAUUUCUUCUACUGUGACAACGCUGAUCUGUCUGCUGUACCAACUGCAAUUCCGUCCGACGUGAUUGAACUGGACCUGUCAGGAAACGAUUUGCGGAAUUUGAACAGCAAGGACUUCCCGCUUAUGGAUGAACUGGAAUCUCUACAGCUUUCCUCUUCCAACAUUCUGAACAUGAGCGAAGACGUUUUCUCAAACCUCCGGAACUUGCGCGAAGUCUACCUCUCCGGAAACGAGCUACGAUUCUUGAAGGCGAACGUUUUCAAGAGUAGCAAGUUACUCGAAAAGCUAGUUCUUUCUCACAACCCAAUCGCUGGCACAUCACCAGAAUCAUUUUCUGGACUCGACAACUUGGACGAGCUAGAUCUAAGGAGCUGUUCUCUGGUGUUCCUGCACGCGGAGGUAUUCAAGCCGCUGAAGAAGUUGACACGCUUGUGGAUUGAUGGGAAUAACAUCAACAGCCUACAACCGUAUGGAAUGCAGUACCUCAAGAACCUUCAUGUCUUAUCCCUGUCCUACAAUCGUCUGUACCACGUGGGAUCGAGCGCCUUUUGUGGUCUUCACUCAUUACAAAUGCUUGUUCUCGGCUACAACAGAAUUCGCGUAUUGGACUCUCCGUUUACCGCACUGAAGAAUUUGCGCACACUGGACUUGGAAGGAAAUCAGCUCACAGCCUUCAAUAACGAUACUUUUUGGCCUCUGAUACGUCUGACGUCACUCAACCUGAGAAAUAAUUCAUUUCGUGUGGUACCUUCCAGCCUGUUCACACCUUUGAAAAACAUCACACACGUCUACUUCAGCAGCUUCAUUUCAUGCUCAUCUGUUCCUCACGCUCGGGUCUGCGAACCUCGAGGCGACGGCAUAAGCAGCUUGGACAACCUUUUGGACAAUCUCAUUCUUCGCGUCUCCGUCUGGAUCGUCGCUUUCAUCGCCUGUUUCGGUAACCUUAUCGUCCUCAUAGGAAGAAUGUUGUUUCGCGAGCAAAACCGAGUGCACUCCUUCUACAUCAAAAACCUUGCCAUCGCCGACUUGCUCAUGGGCAUUUACUUGAUCGCAAUCGCCUUCAACGACGUUAGAUUCAGAGGAGAAUACAUCAGGCACGACUACGUCUGGAGGCAUUCCUGGCAGUGUCAGCUAUUUGGGCUGCUCUCGACAGUGAGCAGCGAAGCUUCAGUCUUCAUCUUGACUGUGAUAACGGUGGAUCGUUUUUUAUCCAUCAUCUACCCACUAUCGUUCAAGAGGAGAACGCUGUUCUUCGCGUCUGUGUGCAUGGGUGUGGUGUGGCUAGUGACAGUGCUCAUGGCGCUCGUGCCAAUACUGCGCCCCAACUACUACGGCGAGGACUUUUAUGGGAACAACGGAGUUUGCCUGCCACUGCAUAUCCACGACCCGUCGUCCCGAGGCUGGGAGUACUCCGUAUUCAUGUUCUGUACGGUGAACAGCAUAUCCUUCACCUUUAUUACCUACGCGUACUUCACCAUGUUCUUCGCCAUAACCGAUUCAAGGAUAGGUCUUCGCUCAACACAACAGCAGCAGGAUUGCAUAAUCGCAAAACGAUUCGCCUUCAUCGUGGGCACAAAUUUUUUCUGCUGGAUGCCCAUCGUCAUCAUGAAAAUUGCUGCCAUUGCUGGUAUGCCAAUCAGCGAGGCCCUGUAUGCGUGGGUUGCAGUGUUCCUGCUGCCGGUGAACUCCGCACUCAACCCAGUGUUGUACACGUUGACUACACGGUUGUUCAGGCAGCGUCUCAAUCGUUUCCUGUCGAACGUCGAGCGGAGAGAGUUGUUUUCUGCGGACCACCACUCCGCUCAAUCUUGGUCGUCUUUUCCCCUCUACAGGAACUCUAGGAAAACACUGGUGGGGCUGCCACAUCACCGAUCCAUGUCUUCGCUGCACGCUACAUUCUUUGCAGACACAAGAAAGUCUGGCCGCAACACGGGUCACGCGAAAAUUCCGUCCAUAUACGUCCAUUCUGACUUUGUGUGAAGUUUGUAAUUCGACGCCAUUAUCAGUUUUACUAUACUGCCCUAUUAUUUUUCUACUAUACGAGCCCUUUGUGCCGGCGACACUUGAGCACGACAGCCAGAUUAUGCCUGCUGUUUUAUAACGUUACCAUAGACACGGUUACUACGUGCUACCAAUUUUAGCACGUUUAACCCAUAUAUGGGAGUCCCAUUGAGAAUCUGGAAAAUUGUUUCCGCUGCCACAAGAGCCCUAACUCACACCAGUGACGUUAUGAGUGAUUUGUGCACCUGUCACACAGAACGUUGUUGACAAAUUGUGCAUGUUCCGUCUAGUCCACAUCCCUCCUAGCUCGUCAGAGGAAUACGCAAUUGAAAACUCAACACCGGCAUGGUGCUUUGGCUCAAGUGGUUUUCCUGCUCACUUGUCGCAAGCUCUUGACAAUGUUCAUCCGUAUAUAGGAAACCCAUAGCGUCCAUUUGGAUGCUAAAAAGUAAUACAGAGUGCCUGUGAUAAUGGAAGCUUGAGAGCAAAGAGAAAUAAAGAACGUAGUUCUAUUUCUUCAUUUA
Ornithodoros turicata is the source of this 3158-nucleotide messenger RNA. RefSeq names its product relaxin receptor 1-like. Gene Ontology annotation, biological process: adenylate cyclase-activating G protein-coupled receptor signaling pathway; activation of adenylate cyclase activity; hormone-mediated signaling pathway. Gene Ontology annotation, cellular component: plasma membrane. Bases 340 to 2613 code for a protein of 757 amino acids. The record is from RefSeq and is a predicted model, not a curated record. The transcript is spliced from 20 exons. Gene Ontology annotation, molecular function: G protein-coupled peptide receptor activity; protein binding. NCBI's taxonomy places the organism in Eukaryota, Metazoa, Arthropoda, Arachnida, Ixodida, Argasidae.